CAUUGUGGGACUGCUCGUAGUGACUGUAAUUUUGCACCAAGGCUGAAUUUCGGGAAAGAGACUUCAGAUACAGUAUUAGGGGACCACUAAGGCCUAUAAAAAAGCAUCCAAAAACAACAUGUCAUGGGUUAGGGUUAGACUAAAUUGGGAGAGCUGGUGGGAGGAGUCGAAGCCCGCUUCCUCCGUGCAGCACUGCCUGUCUCUCUCAUGUAGCCCGCCCACCUAAAACUUUGUUUUUGCUAGAAAUAUGGUGAAGUAAGACUAGUAUAUUUGGUUGGUUAGCAGUUAGGAUGAACUUAGCUGUGGGCUCUGGAGUUCAGACAAUUCCGUAACUAUUGUAACUGAACAGCUGUGAGGACGUUUCUCUUCUGUUCGCUGCUAGUUCCCUUGGACACAAGAGUUCACAGGAAGUUGUUAACAAUUGCUUUAAUGUCUUAUCAGUCUUUCGAAAACUACGAUAACGGUCAACUGUAGGCAGAGAGUGUCAAACUCGUACCUCACUGCACAAGCAUGGACAACGCGGUGGUGGAGGAUCCACCUAGGAGAGUGUUCCUGGCCAGGAAGACCAUGAAGAUAAGUGACCGUCGACAGCUUGAGUCUCUUCACAACACUCGGCGUUCCUGGUCGCCUCGCUCUCCCCCCCGGCCUCCCUCUCCCCCCCGGGCUCGCUCUCCCCCCCUGCAGCCUCUGCGGGUGAGGCCGGAGCCCUCGGAGGAGUCGGCGUCGGCGGUGGAUGAAGAUCUGACCGGGCAAGAGACGGCACGCCGGGACGCAACGUCGAGGACUGCGUGCGGAGCCGAUAAGAACCUGGUGGAGCGGGCGACCUCCGCACGGGCAGUUCCAGCCUCGCGAUCCACGCACGCCGACUCGUCCGACCGUUGCGGCGGAGGAGACGGUGCCGAGGAGUCUGGACCGGAGGAAGGGGAGGUGAGCGACGUCUGGAGCGAGGAAGGAGGAGGACAGUCCCGCCGGGACGACGUCCCCCGUCCUUCUCCACAGAACUCGGGGGAAACGCACGAUGAAGACGCGGGAUCCGCGAGGCCGCCAGACCUCCGACCCGAGAUGGAUCCCGAGCACGUAAACCUCGAGCCGUCGGACCUAGAGAUGGUUCCUCUACCCUUCCCCCUCUCGCUGGUCCGCCUGGCCCCCUACACCUCCUCCACUCCAUCGCCUACCCAUUCCCCCUUAAGCACGACCUGCGACCAGGAACUUCUGCCCGGCUCCCUGGUGCUCUCCGAGGACGAGGACGAUGAGGAAGAGCAGGAGUGGGAGGAGGGGACGGCAGAUGUCGAACGGCAGCAGGACCACGGAGAGGAGUUCAACGCAGAAGGCGCUCCGGUGGAGGAGGAAGAAUGCUCUAGAGACGGAGAGGAGGGCGUAAAGGAAAGUGGCGUCGAGAAAGCGACGGAAGGUGGAGGUGAACUGGAUACGGAGAGCUUUCUUCUCUCCCACCGAAGAGACCGAGCGGUGGAGAGCGAGGAGGGCCGAGACCGUGUUUGCCAGAGAGAGGAACAGAUGGAUACGGAGGAGGCGGGGAUAUUUGGCCAGAGCCCAAGAACCGAGGAAUUAAGUCAGGGGAGGAAGGGGCACCAAAAGAAGCCUCGAAUAAGUGGAGAGAGGGAUGGAAAGGAAGAGGAGAUCCCUGAGAAGAGGUCUAGAAUGGACAGAGAGAGGGAUGGGGGUAAAGUGGGGACAGGGAUGAUUGCAACGGAAGAUGAGGCGAUGAUGGAUGAAGAAGCCAGGCAGGUUGGGGGGAAAUGGAAAAUCGAUGGACAGGGACAUGGAGAAGGAAAGAUUGCAGAGAAGAAGCCUCAAGGUGAUGGAAAACAAAAGGCGGUGAGAAGGUUGAGGGCGGAGGAAGAGGAUCUGGAAACACACCUAGAACUGAAGAUCCUCGAUAGGGCCGAGAAUCACAGCAGACUUCAGAAGGUGGUAAGGGAACUUGUGAGGGAACAGCUCAGAGCGGUGCAGAUGUCUCUGUUCGACCAGAGCCUGCAGGAGCUGAGAGACAGGCUGGAGAGACUGGAGUCCACCAAACACCAGAGUGCACUCCUCACCCUGCAGGGUAAGAUGGCGCAUCUCACAGAAAAGUGUGCGUCGAUAGCCGUCGGUCCAAACAAGGUGCACGUCAGGAGAAGGGCUAAAGCCCCUCUCUCUCCCUGCCCCUGCCUCUUCCCCUGCCCCUCCCCCUGCACCUCCAGCGGCACCUCCAGCGGCACCUCCACCUGCACCUCCAGCGGCACCUCCACCUGCACCUCCAGCGGCACCUCCACCUGCACCUCCCCCUGCCCCUCCCCCUGCCCCUCCCCCUGCCCCUCCCCCACCACCAGCCGGCUGUUCUCCCGGGUCCCGGCCUCCAUCACCCCCCCCACCAUAUCCCCACCAGAGGUCACCCCAUCCUUCUCCUCCCAGACUCUGCUGCAGGUGACCCCCCCUCACGUUCCUGCCCCUGCCUCUGAUUCUACCCCUGCUACGCCUAUGUCUGACUCUGCCCCUGCCUCUGCUUCUACACUUACGUCUGCGUCUGCCCCCUUGCUUCCCUUUGCCCCUGCCUUUACCACUGCCUCUACACUUUCAUCUGCCUCUGCCGCCUUGCUCCCCUUUGCCCCUACCCCUGCCUCUACCACUGCCUCUACACUUACAUCUGCCUCUGCCCCCUUGCUUCCCUUUGCCCCUACCCCUGCCUCUACCACUGCCUCUACACUUACAUCUGCCUCUGCCCCCUUGUUUCCCUUUGCCCCUACCCCUGCCUCUACCACUGACUCUACACUUACAUCUGCCUCUGCCCCCUUGUUUCUCUUUGCCCCUACCCCUGCCUCUACCACUGCCUCUUCCGCUACACUUACAUCUGCCUCUGCCCCAUUGCUUUAUUUUGCCUCUACCACUGCCUCAGCCUCUACACUUACAUCUGCCUCUGCCUCCUUGCUUCCCUUUGCCUCUACCACUGCCUCAGCCUCUACACUUACAUCUGCCUCUGCCCCCUUGCUUUCUUUUUCUUUUACCACUGCCUCAGCCUCUAGGGUUACAUCUGCCUCUGCCCCCUUGCUUUCCUUUGCCCCUACCCCUGCCUCUACCACUGCCUCAGCCUCUACGCUUACAUCUGCCUCUGCCCCCUUGCUUUCCUUUGCCCCUACCCCUGCCUCUACCACUGCCUCAGCCUCUACGCUUACAUCUGCCUCUGCCCCUGCCUUUACCUUUGAGUAUGCCCGACCCACCUCUGUCUCAGCCUUCCCAAUGUCAUUAACAGCCCAGCAAACUAAGUCCCUCCAACCCUUCUUUGUGCAUCUUUCUCCUGGAACUACAAUCUUGGGCCCCCUUAACCCGCUCAACAAUCUUGCAACCUUGGUGGGCAGCAUCAAAACCCCUAACAUGACCUACAUCAUUCAGUCUCCAGUCACCACCUCUCCUGCUUCCACAUCCCGUACACAGCCUGUUACCUUUAAUGCCCAACCUAUUCCCACUAUCGCUCCCACUUCUCCAGCUGUGCAAGAUUUACCUUCCCUCCCUGCCGCCUUCUCCACCUCCUCUACCUUCUCGACCUUCCCCACCUUCCCCACCUCCUCCACCUUCCCCACUGCCCCGCCUCCUACAAGGCCCAGCCUCAGGCUCCCCCCCAUGUCCGCUCCUGUCCAACCAGAGGCCUACGUGGCGGGCACUCACCCCAGCACAGUGGUACCUGCCUCCUUCACCUCCUCCACCUUCCCCACUGCCCAGCUUCCUACAAGACCUGACCCGCCUCCUACAAGACCUGUCCCGCCUCCUACGAGACCUGCCCCGCCUCCUACAAGACCUGUCCCGUCUCCUACGAGACCUGCCCCGCCUCCUACAAGACUUGCCCCGCCUCCUACAAGACCUGUCCCGCCUCCUACAAGACCUGUCCCGCCUACUACAAGGCCCAGCCUCAGGCUCCCCCCCAUGUCCACUCGUGUCCAACCAGAGGCCUCCGUGGCGAGCACUCACCCCAGUGCGGUGGUACCCGCCUCCUCCACUUUCCCCACCACACUCACCGCCACGCCUCCAACCAGACCCGGCCUCAGGCCCCCCUUCAUCUCCGCUCCUGUCCAACCAGAGGCCACCGUGGAGGGCAGGUGCCCCAGCGUAGGGGGGCCUGGCUCGUCCCAUUGGUCCUCUCAUCAGACCUCCACGAGGACGCACUUGUUGACGUUGGUGAAAACGAGAGCGGAGCAGGCGGGGGUGUGUGUGACCUCGAUGUCCUCACCUCCACCUGUGGCCACAGCUUCUCCUGAACCGGCUCCUCCUCCUCCGACCGCCCAACCUGCACAUGUCUCUGCACCAGCUUUAACCCCGCCUCUCGAAACAGGUUGCAAGGUGAGGAGGCGACCUGCAGACUCCACCGUGUCGAAAACGGCAGUCGCACAGUCCUCAGGCUCCUCGGACAGAGCAGCGGUGGUGAUCGACCUGACUGAGGAUGAUGUUGAUGAUGAUGCUGAUGAUGUUGUUCUAGUUUCAGAAGCAGCCACAGAGAGGGGAGCGGUGGAGGGGCCGUCACCUCCAGAGGCUCUUACUGAGGACAAGAGACAAGCUUCCGGAGUGUCGAAAUCUCCAGCCCCUCUCACAUUUGCAUCCCUAUUGGCUGCACCGCAAAGGACGAUCACACCACCAUCCAAUGGCAUGACUGUCUCCGUGGUACCAAAGAGUGAGAGUUUACCUCCUGGUGAUCAGCCCUUUGUUCCAAAUACUCUUCUUGAAUGUCUUCUGAAGACGGCUUCCAGAACCGGCGCGUCACCGGCGACCCAAACCACGAGACAAAACGCCACCCCUCGCUGCUCCCCUUGCAAACCUGCUCCGCAGCCCUCCGCCCCCCCCCCGCUCCCGCCCCCCCCCAGCCCCCCCGGCCCACCGCCCUCGGGGGCGGCCCACACCUCCCCGCCCCAACGACCCCAACUGAGGCUGGCCCGCAUCCAUGAUCACAACGGCAUCGCGCUCUCCUGGUCGGUGGCAGAGGUGGACCCGAGGUGCGCCCCCGUCGCCGGCUACCAGCUGUACGCCUACCACCACCCCGACACGCCCAAGGACCCGGCCCCCGCCCCCCCGUCACAGUGGAGGAAGAUCGGGGAGGUGAAUGCACUGCCCCUGCCCAUGGCAUGCACCCUCACACAGUUUGCCCCGAGCGCCAGGUACUAUUUCGCAGUCCGGGCGCGAGACGUGUUCGGACGGUACGGGUCGUUCUGCGAGGCCCAGUGUUCCGACGCCGCCACCUCCACCGGCUAAGAAACUGGAGCUUGAUGCCGUUCCCUCAAGCGACAAACUGAAACUCUUUUUUACCCUAGUGUUGAAGGUUAAAAAUUACCAGUCAGUGUUUGUAAAUUGAUAUCCACAGUGUGUUUAUAUUGGUAUUACUUGCAGAAUUACGUAAUGCGGUGAAUAUAGUUUAAUUUUUGAAAGGAAAAACUACUUUGUUUCAAGUUGAUACAGUCUAGGUUUUCUCUAAGUCUAUUUUUUUUUUAUCUUUAUCUGUACAUCUGAAAAGUUUGUUUUGUGCCGUAACCCACUGGCCAAACUGAAAAAAACCCAAGUCUCUCUGACAGUUGUCAUCUCCUGUGUGUUCACCACACAGGGGCAGUGUUGUGUCAGAGGAGCAGUAGCAAGUUUAGCCCAGGUCAAGAUCACUGUUGACACAGUCAACCACAAAGGCACAAUUACAUUGUCCUUACUUCAAGUUCAUUGACUUUCCUUGUAAAUGAAUCUUCUCAAUACUUUUCUAUCUGAACUGACCUUGGAGGACGGUGAUCCCUUUAUCCAAGUACUAGUGUACUCUUCAUUUAUUUGGUCCUUUUGUUCAGAGGAAGGAACAUUUAAAGAAGUCAAAUAUGCCUUCGUCCAGGGCUCCCAAGUGCAUUAUUUUGGUUCAUUACCUUUCCUACAGAAACCGUGGAAGAUAUACCCUCAGAAGAUUAAAUAAACACGUGAUAUAAAUACAGUGUUUUUGCUGUGUCUGAUCAGGAGAAUAUAAGAAUUAGGUUUAGGCGUUUCUGUGCAUCAAAUCUGGAGAACAAGCCAGGUUCCACCUGGUCCAACUCCAACUCUCGUCUCUUACAGGAUGGAAGACUAGGGGGUUAAAGCAAUGUUUGCAAAUGUGUAUUAAAGGUUUGUGUUGAACGUACAGGAUAUCAACUGUGCUUUGCACUGACUGUUGUUUUGUUUAUGGAUGCUUGACUGUAGGGGGAGCCAGGCGCUUAUCAGUUUCCCCCUCACCGUGGCUUGGUUCCUCGACAUUUGUUGGAAAGACACCCCCCCCUCAUCCUCCCUCUUUCCCCUCCCACUCUCCCCCCGCCCCCUCCUCUCCUCUCCUGUCUCCCUCUCUCAAUGCAUACUAAUGCCGGGAGAGUGGACCCACCUCCCUCCCACAGUGUGUGUUCUCUGGGAGGGGCGGGAGAGGGGGAUGACAGAGAGAUAGCGGCUUCUGUUCAGUAUCCUUCCUCAUGAGGCAGGCUAGGCUAGUCUCAACAGCAGCCCCCAUGGCUUUCCACUGAAGCAACACAGAGGCUACCCUUAUCCGCUGCAACAAUGUCUAACCUGUGCGAGUGGCAUGUGGCGGCAGUCCAGAGUUGAGACAGAAGGACAUUUUAUUGGGUGUUUUUUUGGUUGUUGUUGUUGGUUAAUCUGAAUGGGAAGUCUUUUUUGGGUGGAGGAAGAGGAGACCCAAGCAGACAGUCGGGGAGGGGGAAUAACUGGCUACUGCCAAUCCCCCCCCUUCCACACACAGAAGACAGGGAAAACGGAGGCCACGGGAGUAUUCGCUUUUUUCUUUCGUUUUUUGUUCUUUUUCUUCCUCAUCGCGUUGCUGGGAGGCGCCUUGUCUUUUCACUUGCUGGCUCUCUCGGUCCUCUGCCUCUUCAUCUACUUCUCCAUCUACCUGGUCUACAAUUUCUUCUAUUUAUGAGCAAGGGAAGGGGGGAAAGGGAGGGAGUGAG
Osmerus eperlanus (European smelt) is the source of this 6935-nucleotide messenger RNA. Its product is annotated as activating transcription factor 7-interacting protein 1-like. Gene Ontology annotation, cellular component: nucleus; transcription regulator complex. Gene Ontology annotation, molecular function: protein binding; transcription coregulator activity. NCBI's taxonomy places the organism in Eukaryota, Metazoa, Chordata, Actinopteri, Osmeriformes, Osmeridae. The record is from RefSeq and is a predicted model, not a curated record. The coding region runs from base 511 to 5232 and encodes 1573 amino acids. The transcript is spliced from 11 exons. Gene Ontology annotation, biological process: regulation of DNA-templated transcription.